GUUAGUGAAAUGUUUGUUUGACAGGGUGGCAAACGGAAAGCUAUGCAAAAAGAGAAACUACGUUGAAUGUACGUAGCCAAGGACGCUUUAUUUCGCGGGAGGAUCUUUUACUGAUUUCGAUUUAUUGAAAAUGGCAGGUGCAAAACCAUUUGUUGACAGUAAGAUAAAGCAGCGACCUGUUUUAUUGUUUUCUAAGAAGUAUUCCCCGGAAUCUAAAAUGGUAAAGGAGAUCAUGGACGGAUACAAAUUGACAAACAAAACCUACGAAGUAGUGGAAAUUGAAAACCGACAAGAUUGUAACCAAAUCGAGGACUACUUCCAGAUUAUUUGUCUCACAGAUAGGCGAGAGGUACCCCAACUGUUUGUCAGGGGAAAGUAUAUUGGUGGCGAGCAGGAGAUUAGACGACUUCAUGAAUCCGGAAACCUCGGCAAAAUUCUUAUCUCAUUAAAACGGUAGAAUGUUAUUCAUCAUUAUAGAACAAUAACAAUGGAAUAGUCGAUCAAAACUCUUUUGCAAUGCGUUUCCUUUCCUCUGGAAUUAAACACUGAACCAACACUAACGCCAGCCUUGCUAUCAACAAGACAAGGCAAAAUGUAUCACAGAAGUGCCUUCUGCAGAUCUAAUAACAUAAAAUGUUAAUCUGAUUCGUUUACCACAUCAUGCAGCAGAGCAACCACGAGAUGGAGGACCAUGUUAAACACUAAAACUGACUUGGCCUAAUUGAGAAACUUAUUUACUUCCAUGUUUUUUUAUACUCUUAUAUUUCCUAAUUAUUUUGUUUUUACAUUCUGUGAUAUCUGAUUGUGCAUAAUCUAUUGACAAAAAACUGUGAUAAUAAUUUUGAUAUUAUUUUCAUUUAAUUUUUGAUUUUUACAUUACCUUACAUCUGUUUUUAAUGAAAUAUAGAUCAAUAUAUUGAUUAUCUUUGUGUAAUUUUGAUAAUGGCUAUACAGAUGAAUUUAUCAAUAAUGUACUUUCAUUGUAAAUAUUGUGAAAAUACUUGAAUUUACAUCUUGGUCUAAUUCUUCAAAAAAGGGAAUAACAGAAAAUUGAUUAACUGUGUUUUAAACAAUCAAAGCAUUUUAAAGCUAUGUUUUUUCUCUUAAAUGGAUUUUAUUUUAAUUUUGCAAUGGUUUUCUCCUGAGUUAUUUCCCUUUGACCGAAACUAGAAUGGCAAUAUUUUAUCAUCACACAUUGGUGGGCAAAUAUUUUGAAUACGACUUUGACAAAUUUUAACACCAUGGCUUGAAAUAAGGAAAGUUGUUUGUUAAACUAAAUUUCGGUAUUUUACUUGCAUAAUAAUUGAACUUGUUUGUGGACAUUUUAUAAAGCAAUAUUGAAUAAAUAUAUGGAUUACUGUA
This is a messenger RNA of Mizuhopecten yessoensis (Yesso scallop), 1362 nucleotides long. Its product is annotated as glutaredoxin-C8-like. Gene Ontology annotation, biological process: cellular response to oxidative stress. The record is from RefSeq and is a predicted model, not a curated record. The transcript is spliced from 2 exons. Gene Ontology annotation, cellular component: cytoplasm. The coding region runs from base 131 to 457 and encodes 108 amino acids. Lineage: Eukaryota; Metazoa; Mollusca; Bivalvia; Pectinida; Pectinidae. Gene Ontology annotation, molecular function: glutathione disulfide oxidoreductase activity.